AUGUUCUCCUCUCUACCAGUGUUGUAUAUGCAUAGAGUGGGGGUAUUAUAUAAGGUGUCUCCUUCUCCAAUGGCAUUCAUCAUCAACUACAACAAGCUCUCUCUCUUUCUGUUUCUUGCCACUCUACUCACCCUCUCUCAAGGUGAUAAGAUACCCUGGCAAACCAAGUACCCUUUCAUCCGCCCAUCGAGUUCAUUCUCAUCACCAUCACCACCGUCGUCAUCGGCAAAGUCAAUCCCAUCCAACGGCGGAGGAAAAAAGGAGGAGUAUGACUACAUUGUUGUCGGAGGUGGCUCUGCAGGGUGUCCAUUAGCAGCCACAUUGUCUCAAAACUAUCGGGUGCUCUUACUUGAAAGGGGUGGUGUCCCUUUUGCGAAUAGGAAUGUCUCAUUUUUGUCAAAUUUCCAUCUUACCCUUGCCGAUACUUCUGAUUCUUCUGCUUCACAAUACUUUGUGUCAAAUGAUGGAGUCUUCAAUGCAAGAGCUAGGGUUUUGGGUGGUGGUACUUCCAUCAACGCAGGAUUUUACACCCGAGCAAGCACAAGGUACAACUCUCUCUCUUAAUCAAGCUUCCUUUAUUUUUUUAAACAAGCACUCUUAAACAAUUAAAGAAGGAUUCAAAAUUGUCUUGAAAACAAAGUUUUUUUCCCCCCGAAUCAUCUAAGAUGUGUAUUGAGAAAAUUUGACAGAAUGAUAGGCCGGGGGUUGGGUGAUGAGUUAAUAAAAUAUUACUACGUUUUUUAUUUUAUAAAUAAUUGAUGCAUUUAAUAUGAUUACAAACGUUAUCUUGUUAAGGCUGUUUUAUUUGGGGUGCUGGUUUAUUUAUCGACUUUUUUUUUUUUUAGCAACU
Messenger RNA from Lactuca saligna, 850 nucleotides. Lineage: Eukaryota; Viridiplantae; Streptophyta; Magnoliopsida; Asterales; Asteraceae. The record is from the annotation of a GenBank genome assembly.